CUGGCCCGUAAGCCUGCGCUCGCGAGGCAUCAGUGUCGGACACGUAGUGGGAGCGCGCGGGUCCCGAUGCACAAGUGGCGGCGACCCUCUGCGGAGAUGAAGGCGGACUCCGACGGGCUCUGAGUUUCCACUGCCCUUUUCAUUCAGGAGCUCGGUUCGCCAAUGGUUAUCAAUAUGGCAGAGCCGUUAUCCCAGGCACCCACUGCUACAAAAAUGGCGUCACUGAACCGGGUCCGAGCUCUGGCGAUGAUUUUCUUAACUGUCACGGGCUGUUGUGUGGCCCCGACAAGUGGCAAGGAAGGGUCCGAGGAGACCGUCAUCAUCGGCCUGAGGCUGGAGGACACGGACGACAUUUCCUUCAUGGACAGGGGCUACCUGCGGGUGAGUGAGCGCUCCCGGUCGAAGCUGAGGGUCUACGGGCAGAACAUCAACAACGAGACCUGGUCCAAGAUCUCCUUCACGGAGCACGAGCGCAGCCGGAGCGUUGACAGCUCCUCGUGGGAGAACCAGAGCCAGGAGGACCCGUCCAGCGCGCAUCCCUGCGGCAUCAGGACUUCGGAUAUAAUCAUAUUGCCCCACAUCAUCCUGAGCCGAAAGACGUCGGGAAUAGUUGAAAUCGAGGUCAAACCUCUGCGGAAGACGGAGAGGAGUAAAUCGUACUACCUUUGCAUCGCCACCUCCACACCGGCCCCAGCCGGGAUGCACGACCCGUGGACGGAGACCACUUGGAUCUACCACGACGGGGAUGACACCAAAGUGAUCGUGGUGGAGGAGAAAAAGUUUCUGCUGCCCUUCUGGCUCCAGGUCAUCUUCAUCUCCAUGCUGCUCUGCCUGUCGGGCAUGUUCAGCGGGUUGAACCUGGGGCUCAUGGCCCUGGACCCCAUGGAGCUCCAGAUCGUCCAGAACUGCGGCACGGAGCGCGAGAAGAAUUACGCGAAGAAAAUCGAGCCGGUCCGCAGCCAAGGGAAUUACUUGCUUUGCUCGCUCCUGCUGGGGAACGUGCUGGUGAACACCACGCUGACCAUCCUGCUGGAUGACAUCGCCGGUUCGGGCUUGAUCGCGGUGGUCAUGUCCACCAUCGGGAUAGUGAUCUUUGGGGAGAUCGUGCCCCAGGCCAUCUGCUCCAGACACGGCCUCGCGGUCGGGGCCAACACCAUAUUCCUCACCAAGUUCUUCAUGCUGCUCACCUUCCCCGCCUCCUACCCGGUGAGCAAGCUGCUGGACUACCUGCUGGGACAGGAGAUCGGAACCGUGUACAACCGGGAGAAGCUCCUGGAGAUGCUGCGCGUCACGGACCCGUACAACGACCUGGUGAAGGAGGAGCUGAACAUCAUCCAGGGCGCGCUGGAGCUCAGGACUAAGACCGUGGAGGACGUGAUGACGCCGCUGAGAGAUUGCUUCAUGAUCCCGGGGGACGCCACCCUGGACUUCAACACCAUGUCCGAGAUCAUGAGGAGCGGCUACACGCGCAUCCCGGUGUUCGAGGGCGAGAGGUCCAACAUCGUGGAGCAGCUCUUCGUCAAGGACCUGGCCUUCGUGGACCCGGAUGAUUGCACGCCGCUCAAAACCAUCACUAAGUUUUACAGCCACUCGUUGCACUUUGUGUUCAAUGACACCAAGCUGGACGCGAUGCUGGAGGAGUUCAAAAAAGGAAAAUCCCACCUGGCCAUAGUUCAGAGGGUGAACAACGAAGGUGAGGGAGACCCUUUCUACGAGGUCCUGGGUAUCGUCACCCUUGAGGACGUUAUCGAAGAAAUCAUCAAGUCAGAGAUCCUGGACGAGACUGACUUGUACACUGACAACAAGACGAAGAAGAAAAUCACCCAUCGGGAAAGGAAGCAGGAUUUCUCGGCCUUCAAGCCGACCGACAAUGAAAUGAAGGUUAAAAUAUCACCUCAGCUUCUGCUGGCUACCCUGCGUUUCCUAGCAACAGAGGUGGAGCCAUUCGCACCGGUGCAGAUGUCAGAAAAGAUCCUGCUGCGCUUGUUGAAGCAUCCAAACGUCAUCCAGGAGCUGAAAUACGAUGAGAAGAACAAGCGGGCGGCAGAGCACUACCUCUUCCACAGGAACAAGCCCGUGGAUUAUUUCGUCCUCGUCCUGCAGGGGAAAGUGGAGGUGGAGGCAGGAAAAGAGGGGAUGAAGUUUGAAGCAGGACCGUUCUCCUUCUAUGGGAUGAUGGCUCUGACAGCGUCGCCAGUCCCUCUGUCCCUGUCUCGUACAUUUGUGGUCAGUAGAGCUGAAUCAUUAGCAGGAUCUCCAGAAAAUAAAUCUCCUCCACGGCCGUUUGGACUCAACCACUCGGACUCUCUGAACAGGAGCGAUCGCAUCGAAGCCAUCACCCCGACUCUGGGCAGCAGCAACAACCAGCUCAACUCCUUCCUGCAGAUCUACGUACCUGACUACUCAGUCAGAGCGCGCUCAGACCUGCAGUUUAUAAAGGUAACACGCCAACAGUACCAGAACGCCGUGAUGGCGUCGCGGAUGGACAAGACCCCCCAAUCCACAGACAACGAGUUCACUAAGAUCGAGCUCACGUUGACGGAGCUCCACGACGGCGUGGAGACCUCAGCCGUGGUCACCACCACAGCCAGCACAACAAGCACCACCCCCGCCGUGUCCAUAGCUGUGUCCAACGAGACGUCCCAUCUGCUCAACCCGCAGCAGAACUGUGUGGGCCUCAGCAGGAGCAACCACAGCGCCCACAACGAGGGACCCAUCUAGCCCCCGCCGAGCCUGGUGGAGACCCCAGACCCUCCACCCUGUCUCGUGGACACACACACACGGAGCGGUGGCUUAGAUGGAGAUGAGGGAAAGCGGGGGAGUGGAGGCAGGUGGAAAGAGGGUUCUGCUCCGACCAGUAGGCCCCAGUAAGUCAGUCAGUCUGUCAGUCAGUCAGUGAGACCCUUUCAUGGGAGGGGCAGUGGGGAAGAGGGGCGCUGCGUCGCCCUGAAUGCCCCCCCCCCACCACCUGAACGCUGUCAGGAUCCCUGCUGUACCACUCUCCUUCCAGAGGCUGCACUCGGACAGUUCCUGUGACUGAGCUUCUUUUCUGGGACAAUCAGACACUUUCAUAGCGGUGACUUGGACUAGAGGACGACAGAGUGCAUGCAAACCCCUCCCUUUAGCCUACACACACACACACACACACACACACACACACACACACACACACACACACACACACACACACACACACACACACACACACAAACUCUUUAUACUUUCUCCUCAGGCCAAAGACUUUGGUCCCCCCCCUUCUUACACUGGACACAGACUGUUUUUUGCACAUGUUUGAACAUGCUCACACUCCCACACACAUUCAGACACACACACUCACACAAAUACAGACACACACAUGCAACUCCAUCACCCGUGCAUCUUUUCAGGGAGGCUCAGUCAACUGUUGAUCCCAUCAGCAAGGACUCAAACCCAAACACGCAGAGAGCAACGGUUAGUCAAAGACUGCACCAAAAACCGCUUUGAAAGAAACCGUCGAAAAAAAACAUGAACCAAGAAUGUUUUCCUGUAUUUAUUUAUUUUAUAAUAUUGUAUGUAUAUAUGUACGCGUGGAGACACGAUGUGACAUAAACUGGCAUACGAACAUGCUCGAGCAUGUGCAGCGAGGCGCGUGUGGGGCACACGUGUCGUAUCAAAAAGGACAUGCUACAUAUAUGGAGAUGAACAUCCAUUCGUGUAAAUGAGGAGGUGAGGGUCUUUUACAGAUACAGUAUGUAUAUUACAGAUCUUGUUAUUUUUACUAUUAUCCUAAAUCAGGCUUAUGGUACACUAUCUUUUUCACCUUAAAAAAAUCACACUAUUGCCUUUAAGAGAAAUCAUAUAAUUAAUUAUUUUAACAAGUGCAAUGAACAGCAAUUUAUUUAAGAGAUGAUUAUGAAUGAAAAAAAUCAGUGUAUUAUAAAUUGACAGAUAUAUUUGUAUGUAUGUACUGUAUGUAUAUGUAUAUUUGUUUUUGAAAAAUGCUAAACUGCAGCCAUCCACAAGCAAAACUGUCUUUAGUCAGUUUCUGUUCUCACUUCGUCUCCAUGUUUUUGCAUCGUUUGACCUCAAACACGUCUGCUGUAGUUUUACGUUCAUAUGGGAGCUAUGACGCCUGGACCUGUCACCACAGUGUAGCUCAAUGGGUAGUUGGGUGGGAGAGGGGCGGAGUGAACUGGAUGGCGGGGGUUUGUUAAAGUGCCGACACAGCAUCUAUGCAUGUAGAGGUUAUGUGUCUUAUCUUUUUUUUUUUUUUCUUUUUUUUUUGCCAAUUUUAUUCAUAAUCGAACUUGUUAAUUGCACAGUAUUAAUGACCUCAUCUAACAUGUUGAGCAUCAUCAACGUCACAAAAAGCAACCUCGACAUUAAACGUGUCCAUGAAUGAUACGCAGCGAUGCUUUGCCACUCUU
Hippoglossus stenolepis (Pacific halibut) is the source of this 4406-nucleotide messenger RNA. RefSeq names its product cyclin and CBS domain divalent metal cation transport mediator 2b (gene cnnm2b). The transcript is spliced from 8 exons. The record is from RefSeq and is a predicted model, not a curated record. Gene Ontology annotation, cellular component: plasma membrane. Bases 163 to 2721 code for a protein of 852 amino acids. Gene Ontology annotation, molecular function: magnesium ion transmembrane transporter activity. Gene Ontology annotation, biological process: transport; magnesium ion homeostasis. NCBI's taxonomy places the organism in Eukaryota, Metazoa, Chordata, Actinopteri, Pleuronectiformes, Pleuronectidae.